AUGGCUGAUCAACAACAACAAUCUCUAAGCUCCUCAAAGGCAAUUGAAAGCAACACCAUGUUGGAAGGGAUUCCUGAGUUAACCCUUCAUACUCCAAUCAAUGAGUUAACAAUGUUAUGUGAAACCAUUGUUGAUUUCAAAAACCUAAACGAUAACAUUUUUGAUUUCACUGAAACUUUGAAUGUUCAAGGCCGGAACACCUUCUUCGAGAGACUCACAAACACAGUUUACCCUGUGUUAGUAAAGCAGUUUUGGGUUCAUGCAACUACUAAGAAGGAAACCAUCACUUCCUAUGUCAUGAAUAGGAAAAUAAUCAUUACUGAGAAGUCGAUAGCUGAUCUCAUUACUCAUGAUGGUAAAGGGAAGAGGAUUCGCAGUGCUAAGAUUAUUGCUAAGAGAGAUGUUGUCAUUUCUCAUGUCAUCUUCAAGGAAGAAACCAACUUCGCUGAUGAAAAGGGUCCUCGUGAUAAGGAUUUAACAAGGAACCUAAGAGUUUGGUUCAAGAUUAUUUUAGGUUGCAUUCACCACAGACCAAGUACAAAUAGUUCUAACUACAUCAACACACGUUAUAAAUUCAUGUUAUUUCUUCUGGAGAAGGGUGUCAAGCCGGGACUCCUAUCACUUUUGUUUAAGUUCAUGAGGGAUUCUAUCAGAAAAUCCAGAACUGGUGGCUUAUCCAAGAAGUCUAAGAGAAAAUUCGUUCCGAUCAGCAUAUUAAUUUUUGAUAUCGUUGUAGAAAUUGGCUUGAUGGAUGACCUUCUGGUCAAUGGUUUGAUAGAAGAGCUGGUGAAGGAUGAUGGUAAAGUCUUUUGGGGGAAGAAUCUGAAGAGUAUGGGUCUUAUAUCCAUAUUUCAAAGGCCAGAUGUCAUUCUGACUAAGGAUGAUAUGUGUGGUACAAGAAAUCCCAUUGAUAACUACCCUAUAUUCAUCAAAAUUGACCCUCUACAAGUUCUGAUGGCUUAUUUGGAAAGUUGUCUGAAGGACAAAAUUGAACCGUUGGUGGAUCCUUUUAACCUUCUAGAAACUUACCCUGGUGUUCAUGGAAAAAUAAAGAAGGAUUUCAUAGGCGAAGGAUCUUCUAGGGCUCAGAAGAAGAAGAUUACUAUCUUUCAGGAUGAAGAUGAGGUGCCUCUAAGUGAGCGCCAAAAGAAAAUGAUGUUGAAGGGUACUUUUGGAGUCGUCUAG
Messenger RNA from Lathyrus oleraceus (garden pea), 1185 nucleotides. RefSeq lists its product as uncharacterized. NCBI's taxonomy places the organism in Eukaryota, Viridiplantae, Streptophyta, Magnoliopsida, Fabales, Fabaceae. The transcript has a single exon. The record is from RefSeq and is a predicted model, not a curated record. The coding region runs from base 1 to 1185 and encodes 394 amino acids.